Molecule: messenger RNA, 1605 nt
Organism: Mixia osmundae IAM 14324
Lineage: Eukaryota; Fungi; Basidiomycota; Mixiomycetes; Mixiales; Mixiaceae
Exons: 9
Biological process (GO): poly(A)+ mRNA export from nucleus
Cellular component (GO): cytoplasmic stress granule; nucleus
Molecular function (GO): RNA binding; RNA helicase activity; ATP binding
Source: RefSeq, a predicted model, not a curated record
UCAGGCGCAGAUGGCCUGGGCUCUCUCAUGGAUCGACUCUCGACCCUCUCUGCAGAGGACAGGGCAGCCAAUAAUACUCAGCUUGGCCUCACCACGCCGAGCGGGCUUGGUACUGAGCCAGGUCCCAGCAAAAUAGAGCCAAAAGCUGCACUAGAGACGGCGACAACAGAAUCGCUUCCCAGCAAGGUCUCACCUGUCCUCACACCGGCAAUAAAGAGCGCAAUAUUGCCAGAGAGCGACAAAGCAACACCCGCGGUGACGACCGAAAUCGCAGGACCUGCCAGUCCAGAGACUGCCCCAAAGGAUGCUCCUCCACCCGAGCCGAUGCCAUCUCUGUUGCAGAGCUAUGCAGAAGAAGUACAAGUCACGCUCGCGGAUCAGCAAGCCGAUCCCUCCUCGCCUCUCUACAGCGUCAAGACGUUCGAAGAUCUCAACCUCAAGCCUGAGCUUCUCAAGGGCGUCUAUAAGCUAGGCUUCCAGAAGCCGUCCAAGAUACAAGAACGCGCCUUACCGCUGCUCUUGCAAGAGCCACCGCGAAACAUGAUCGGUCAAUCUCAAUCUGGCACAGGCAAGACGGCUGCCUUUGCGCUCACUAUGCUCAGUCGUAUCGAUACCACCCUGAGACAGCCCCAGGCCAUAUGUCUUGCGCCUGCCAGAGAGCUAGCCAUGCAGAUCCUCGAUGUCGUCAAGUCGAUGGGACAGUACACGAACGUCGAGACAUUCAACGCCACCAAGGGUGCCGUCUUCAGAGGUCAGCGCAUCUCUGCCCAGAUCAUCGUCGGCACGCCCGGCACCGUCAUCGACAUGCUGCGACAACGCUCGCUGGAUGUGACAAAGAUCCGCGUGUUUGUGUUGGACGAAGCGGACAACAUGCUCGAGCAGGGCUCAAUGUCAGAUCAGUGCAUCACCCUCAAAAAUCAAAUAGCGAGGGCGUCCCCGAAAGCUCAGAUUGUCCUCUUCUCAGCAACUUUCAACGAGAUCGUUCGCGAGUUCGCAGCCAGAUUUGCACCGCAAGCCAAUACGAUCGCUCUGAAAAGAGAAGAAGUCACACUCGAUGCGAUAAAGCAGUUCUUCAUGGCAGACUGCGACAGCGAGCAGCACAAGUAUGAGGUCCUCGUCGAGCUGUACAGCUUGCUUACGAUUGGUCAAUCCAUCAUCUUCACUCGGAGGAGAGAUACGGCAGACAAGAUUGCAUCCCGUAUGACGAGCGAAGGUCACAAAGUCGUUUCGCUUCACGGCCAACUGGAGACCUACGAACGAGAUGCGGUGAUGGAGAGUUUCAGAGAAGGCAAGAACAAGGUCCUCAUCACGACCAACGUUCUCUCGAGAGGUAUCGACGUCAUGCAAGUCAACAUGGUCGUCAAUUACGAUAUGCCGACGACUCAGCGAGGCGAGCCCGAUCCAGAGACGUACAUCCAUCGCAUCGGACGAACGGGUCGAUUCGGGCGCCAAGGCAUCUCGAUCAACUUUGUGCACGAUCACCGUUCUUUCCAAGAGAUGGAAGCCAUCCAAGCGGCAACAGGUCGUGAGAUCUUACGAGUAGAGACGAGCGACUUUGAAGUCAUGGAAAAGACUCUCAAGGACGCGCUCAAGGGAAAGUCAUAG